This is a messenger RNA of Sycon ciliatum, 398 nucleotides long. RefSeq lists its product as uncharacterized. The transcript has 2 exons. The record is from RefSeq and is a predicted model, not a curated record. Bases 12 to 398 code for a protein of 128 amino acids. Lineage: Eukaryota; Metazoa; Porifera; Calcarea; Leucosolenida; Sycettidae.
GAUCUGUAGAGAUGGCUCGUCGUAGGUUUGCCGCGGAAGAGGCCCUCCAGGAGGUUUUCAUGGACCCUGACAGCGAUGUCGAGCCGUGGUCAGGGGAUGAUAGCUUCGAUUCUGGCGACGGGAGUGACGAGGAGUCGCUCCCGGAUCUCGUAUCGAUACCUGGUUCGCCUGACGAUAUUGGUGUGACGCACGGCGACGAGCGCGAUCAACACGACGUAGGUGACGGCGCUGCCAGUGCCGCGAGCGGGGAGAUUGAGAGCGACGAGGACCUUUCAUGCAAGAGCCAUGUCCUUGCCACCGAGAAUCUGAGCGCCCAUGACGAUGGUUCUGAAGGUAUUUGGAAAAAAGAAGAUAACACACCUCUGCUACCUCAGUUUGCGCUGGAACUGGGACCCUGA